This is a messenger RNA of Cloeon dipterum, 2338 nucleotides long. RefSeq lists its product as uncharacterized. The transcript is spliced from 8 exons. The coding region runs from base 1 to 1302 and encodes 433 amino acids. Lineage: Eukaryota; Metazoa; Arthropoda; Insecta; Ephemeroptera; Baetidae. The record is from RefSeq and is a predicted model, not a curated record.
AUGGAGUCUUCGUCCGAAUGUGAUACGAACAAAGCGGGCAUGAAGAACCUCGGCAUGAUGGUGAAGAGCAUGCUGCAGGAGCUGCAGAACAUGCAGCAAUUCCACGGCGCCGGCUACAUCUCGGAGAAGCUCUACUGCCUGCUUCAGCUCUAUUUGCAGAACAACAAGUCCUGGAAUCCGGCCGUCGACAUGCUCCAGUGUCUCAGCGACCUCAAAGAUGCUUCCUUAGUGCCCAGCGCAGCCUAUUUACAAAUGCUGACGAGCCGGAUCACCCUGGACAACCAAGCUCGCCUCAUAUUGCGUGACACGUUCAAAAUCAUCCUGCCCUUCGAGCACUACGCCAACGCAGUUAUGUUAAAACACAUGAACGGACCUCAGGGAAUGCACCUCGGCAUCGAUGCAACGAUCAGAGCAGUGAUGGAGUCGUACACAGUAGGAAGAGAGCAUUUCGGCAUGGACAAGGAGUUCAUCGUGGACGUCGUGCAGAACUGCCCGAACCCAGGGUGCCGCUUUUACAAGAUGGACAACAUCAACCGCAAGCAGAUGGAGCAAAUGAAGGCGAACCAGCCGCCGAUGGAGCAGUACGCGCAGAAGAUGCAGAUGGAGAUGAGCAAGCAGCACUUCCAGCAGCCGCAGAAACAGUUCCUCGUGACUAAAGCGAAAGCUGGAAACCUCGACUUUGGACCUGAAAUGCAGUACAACCAACCGACACCCCCGGCAGACACGAACCAGCAAAACAACAACUGCCAGCAACAACAGCAAUCGAUCAACAACCAAAUGGCCGAGCAGACGGACCGGCUCACAGACUUACUCAGGGCGAAUUUGGACAGCAUAGAAGGGCUGACCGAAGCAAAGGACUUUUUGUCUCUGCACAACGGACUGUGGCCCCUUUUGGACGGCAACGAAAAAAGGCCUCCAGUCCCAAUCGAAGCAGGCCAGGAGAAAAUCGUGCGAUCGUUUGGCGAGCUGAUGAAAAACAUGGCGCGAAUGAAAACCUGCGUCAGGCCGUCCAUGUGCAAGCCGUACGGAAAGCAGUCCGAGUCUCUACAAAAAACUUUGGUGGACACAAUCCAGCUCAUCCAGAGUCUGCGAUCGUUUCUGCCACCACCCCACAUCACAGUCACCAGUUGGAAGGAGGAGGAGCACAAACACAGGCCCGGCGCGAAAAGUGCUUUGCGCACCCUGGGCAAGCAGAAUUCAACGAGUAGCAACCCCGACACUAGUCUGCCCCCGAUGGCCGCCCCACCCCUGAUGGCGGACAAUUUGCAGCACCUGGUGCGUCCGAAAGGCAAGUACGAGUAGAGAGAGAGAGAGCUGUGAUACUGCUACCCAUCAAUCUAUGGUUCUGCUCACGACGGCGGGGAGAAAAAGGAAAAGCAACGAAACGCAGGCUUGAAAUGAAAGAAUUUAUCAGUUAAUACAUUAACGCAUUACUAGCAGUUACGGUUUUUGAUAAUUUUUGCUGUGAAUUCAAUGUGAGAUGGUAUUAAUAAUGCAUAAUAAUGGCUUCAAAUUAGCAUUUAUCGUCGAGAAUCUAAUUCUUGUCACUUUUCUUGUCAAGCGGUUGGGGAAACUCGUUUUAGAAAGUGUUUCGGAUCCUCACAACACGUUUCCUUUGGUUCAAAUUUAGGUGAUAAAAUUGCUCAAUUUACAUAAACCGAGUUUUCUCCAACCCGCAAUUUUCUCGUGAUUCAAAUUCAGUGUGAUCAAUUUCUAGUGUCAAUGUUUUUUGUAUUUUCUGUCCUGAUCAGUGUUCCAAAAGAAGCAGUAGCACACUAAAUCGUUGAUAAAAAUUUAGUUUUAGUAGAAACGAAUGAGCCAACGAGGGAAAGAUUGACUGCGAUACGGAACAAAAACCAAGCAAAGGACUGUUUUUGAGAUAUAAGAGAAAGGGCACUGGCAUGACAUGUUCGGAGGAAAAAAUUUUACUACCCUAAAAUUAGCUGGCAUUCUAUUCAGUGUGUUUGGCUACGGAGACGCAUUUUGUAAUCUUGUUGAACUGCUGCAGGCAGCCGAUAUUUUGAAAUAGGCAAAUGUUUUAUUUGUCGCAAAGAUUUAUUAGUGUAAAAAACUGUAUAAAUGGCGCUUGCUGUCCGACCGACCGCAGAGAGCGAAAAUCGAAAGAAAUAUACUACAAAAGACGGAGGUAACAAAUUAAGCGCCAUUAUAGAGAGGGUCAAAAAGUUGGCUUGCUGUAACAAUUUUUCGUUUUAACACACGUUCUGCUAUUCUACAAAAAAUGGAAAUUCAAGCUUGGAAGAAUCUUUAAAGACUGUUUUAAUCUUCAUCGUUAUGUUUAUCAUGAUUCAAGUGGAAUAAAAUCUUUUACCAAUUCGAA